AUUGUAGUAGUGGGCGUGAUCACACCGGUGCUUUUGGCAAGACGCCGUGGCGUACACUGAAACCGCCGUCGGCACUUCACUCGACAGCACGAGGACAGUACCGUGUGCGCUUUCAAUCAUGGACAACAUCGUUUCCAUCCUGUUCACUUUAUUAGCCGCACAAACUUCAUCGGUUUUGUCGGUGUUUGAAAAGCCCCAGUUUGCGGAGCCUAUACUGAACGUUACGAUACCCGUGGGAAGAGAUGUUUCUCUACCUUGUGUCGUCAGCAAUUUGGGAAAUUACAAAGUUGCUUGGAUACAUCUUGAUCGUAAGAUGAUACUCACAGUGCAUACACAUGUGAUUGCAAGGAUACCGCGGUUUAGUAUAUCGCAUGAUGGUCAAAAGACAUGGAUGCUCAAUAUCAAUGGAGUUACAACUUCGGACAAAGGGACUUAUAUGUGCCAAGUAAAUACUGAACCAAUGAUCAGCCAAAGUGGCCAUCUUCAAGUGGUUGUACCACCAAACAUAGUAGAUGAAGAAAGUUCAGCGUCAACUAUGGCUGUGAGAGAAGGGCUCAAUAUAUCGCUGUCUUGCAAAGCUAAAGGUUAUCCUGAACCAAAGAUUGUUUGGAAAAGAGAAAAUGGUUUCGAUAUAACGAUUGAUCGCAGAGAAAAAGCUGAAAGAUUUCACGGUGAUACUUUAAACUUAACUAAAGUUGCCAGAUCCGAUAUGGGAUCUUAUUUAUGUAUAGCAUCUAACGGUGUUCCACCUUCAGUCAGUAAAAGAAUUGUUCUUGAUGUCGAAUUUUCUCCUAUGUUGGUGGUUCCUAAUCAAUUAGUCGGUGCUCCGUUGGGUACUGAUGUUACGAUUGACUGUCUGACUGAAUCAUAUCCACGACCAAUAAGUUAUUGGUUAUUUAAGGAUGUAAAAUCAAUGAUAUUCUCCAGUGCAAAACACAAUCUAGUGUUUGAAGAGGAAGGAUAUAAAACACACAUGAAGUUAACAAUAAGAUCACUAAGCCCAGAAGACUAUGGAAGCUAUAAAUGCGUUACCAAAAACUCAUUGGGCGAAGCGGAAGGCUCUAUGAGAAUUUACGAAAUUCCAAGACCACAACAAGAUCCAAGAAGUACGACGGGAUCACUAAAUAAAGCAAAUGGUGUCUUAUUAAUAAAUCCCAAAAACUUUUUAGCUUCGAUGUGAAGUUGAGAAGGUUUGAAUAAAAAAAACUUGUUCCUGUUAUUAUCUACAUCAAUAUUAACAACAUGGCCAUUUACAUGACUGAUAUAUAGCUUCAAACAAAAAUGGAAAGUGUGUUUGAAGACUUGAAGCUAAUUCGACUCAAUUAUAUUUGUACAUAAUAAAUAUGAGUUUAUUGAAAUAGGAGUUUAAUUAAUUAUACAGUAUAGACAAUUAUAGCUUUUAAUUAUUUAUUUUAUGAAAGUAAUAAAUAAAAACUAAUUGUUUUUUAUAAGA
Daktulosphaira vitifoliae (grape phylloxera) is the source of this 1453-nucleotide messenger RNA. Its product is annotated as lachesin-like. The transcript is spliced from 9 exons. Lineage: Eukaryota; Metazoa; Arthropoda; Insecta; Hemiptera; Phylloxeridae. The record is from RefSeq and is a predicted model, not a curated record. Gene Ontology annotation, cellular component: neuron projection. The coding region runs from base 119 to 1180 and encodes 353 amino acids.